CCGGCUCGCAGGCGCGUCGGGACCCCGGAGGGAGGCGUCGCCCCCAGCCCGCCGGCCGGGGAGCCAGAGCUCCGCCCCGCGCCCGAGCAUCACUUCGCCGCGCGCCGCCGCUUCCUCCGGACUCGGGACCCCCAGCCUCGCCCCCGAAACAUGACUCGCGAUUUCAAACCUGGAGACCUCAUCUUCGCCAAGAUGAAAGGGUACCCUCAUUGGCCAGCUCGAGUAGAUGAAGUUCCUGAUGGAGCGGUAAAGCCACCCACAAACAAACUGCCCAUCUUCUUUUUUGGAACUCACGAGACAGCUUUUUUAGGACCAAAGGAUAUAUUUCCUUACUCAGAAAAUAAAGAAAAGUAUGGUAAACCAAAUAAACGAAAAGGUUUUAAUGAAGGCUUAUGGGAGAUAGACAACAACCCAAAAGUGAAAUUUUCAAGCCAACAGGCCUCAGCUAAACAGUCAAAUGCAUCAUCUGAUGUUGAAGUUGAAGAAAAAGAAACUAGUGUUUCAAAGGAAGACAGUGAUCACGAAGAAAAAGCAAGCAAUGAGGACAUGACUAAAGCGGCUGACAUAACCACUCCAAAAGCUGCCAGAAGAGGGAGAAAGAGGAAGGCAGAGAAAGUAGAAACCGAGGAGGCAGGAGUAGUGACAACAGCAACAGCAUCUGUUAAUCUAAAAGUGAGUCCUAAGAGAGGCCGACCUGCAGCUACAGAAGUCAAGAUUCCAAAACCAAGAGGCAGACCCAAAAUGGUAAAGCAGCCCUGCCCUUCGGAGAGUGACAUGGUUGCUGAGGAUGACAAAAGUAAGAAAAAGGGGCAAGAGGAAAAACAACCUAAAAAACAGCCUAAAAAGGAGGAAGAGGCCCAGAAGGAAGAAGAUAAGCCAAGGAAGGAGCCAGACAGAAAAGAGGGCAAGAAAGAAGCGGAAUCAAAGAGGAAAAAUGUAGCUAAGACGGGGGUCCCAUCAGCCUCUGAUUCUGAAGAAGAGGGAGAUGACCAGGAGGGUGAAAAGAAAAGGAAGGGUGGCCGAAAUGUGCAGACCGCUCACAGGAGGAACAUGCUGAAAGGCCAGCAUGAGAAGGAAGCCGCAGACCGGAAGCGCAAGCAGGAGGAGCAGGCGGAGACCGAGCAGCAGAGUAAAGAUGAAGGAAAGAAGCCAGAAGUUAAGAAAGUGGAGAAGAAGCGAGAGACAUCAAUGGAUUCCCGACUUCAAAGGAUACAUGCUGAAAUUAAAAAUUCACUCAAAAUUGAUAAUCUUGAUGUGAGCAGGUGCAUCGAGGCCCUGGACGAGCUUGCCUCCCUUCAGGUCACCAUGCAGCAAGCACAGAGACACACCGAGAUGAUCACAACCCUGAAAAAGAUCCGACGAUUCAAAGUUAGUCAAGUCAUCAUGGAAAAGUCUACAAUGCUGUACAACAAGUUCAAGAACAUGUUUCUGGUUGGUGAGGGUGACUCUGUCAUCACCCAGGUGCUGAAUAAGUCUCUUGCGGAGCAGAGACAGCACGAGGAAGCAAGUAAAACCAGAGACCCCGGGAGGAAAGGGCCUAGCAAAAAGCUGGAGAAGGAGCAGGCAGGUUCAAAAACUCUAAAUGGAGGACCUGACGCUCAAGACAGCAGUCAGCUACAGCAUAACGGAGACAGCAACGAAGACGGCAAAGACGGCCGUCAAGAAGCUGGCAGUAAGAAAAAGCCAUCCAGUGAAGAGAGAGAAACCGAAAUAUCUCUGAAGGAGUCUACAGUAGAUAACUAGAUUGAUACACAGUACCUGGAAUAUAAAGAACAUUUGAGAAGUUUGUAAUAGUUUUCAUUUGAAAUAUUUAGACUGCUGAAAGUUUUAAAUUUUUAUAAGCAUAGGUUUUGAUGUUUAAAACUUAAGGGAGAAAAUCUCAUUAAACAUUAUUGCUAAGUGUACUUGUGCAGUAUUACCAGCUAUAUUAUACAGUAAAUGUGGGGUGAAAUCCACUUAGAAAAAAUGUUCAACUACUUUUCCAGACAUGGUUGUAGCAUAUUUUUAGUUAGUGUGUGUAUGUUAAUGUAAUUGGUAGAACAAAGUUACAUUUUUAAAACUGCUGCUUGUAUAAAUAUUUCCCCUUUUCUCAGAUUCCGUGGGUUUUGUGUAUAGUUUUUACAAAUCUU
Messenger RNA from Octodon degus (degu), 2129 nucleotides. It is a transcript of the gene Psip1, whose product is annotated as PC4 and SFRS1 interacting protein 1. Bases 151 to 1743 code for a protein of 530 amino acids. Gene Ontology annotation, molecular function: double-stranded DNA binding; transcription coregulator activity. Lineage: Eukaryota; Metazoa; Chordata; Mammalia; Rodentia; Octodontidae. The transcript has 15 exons. The record is from RefSeq and is a predicted model, not a curated record. Gene Ontology annotation, cellular component: nucleus. Gene Ontology annotation, biological process: regulation of transcription by RNA polymerase II.